Molecule: messenger RNA, 10153 nt
Organism: Bactrocera neohumeralis
Lineage: Eukaryota; Metazoa; Arthropoda; Insecta; Diptera; Tephritidae
Product: transcription factor kayak-like
Exons: 1
Coding region: 5-1261 (418 amino acids)
Biological process (GO): regulation of transcription by RNA polymerase II
Cellular component (GO): nucleus
Molecular function (GO): transcription cis-regulatory region binding
Source: RefSeq, a predicted model, not a curated record
AACAAUGACAACAACAAUAAGUAAACAUGACUUACAACUACAACAGCAACAACAACAACAACAGCAACAAUUGUUACUACUACAUCAGCCGGAGCAUGCGCAGCAACCGCUACAUGUGCAUUACACAGACCAACAACAACAACAACAACAAGCAAUUUUACAAAAACAGCACCAUUCUUCACACUUAUUAAAAUCUACAACCAAUAAAAGUUUGUUAAUUAAUAAUACCGUUAGUAGUUUAGUCGACAACACCACAAAUAUUUACGAUUUAGACGCUGCGACCGCAACGCUGACAGCAGCAACUGCAACUGCUGCAACACCGUCGGCUAGCAUCACAACAACAACCACAACAACUACAACACGCUUAGAUAGUUCAACCGCGAUUAUACAAAUAGAUUCAUUAAACAACAACAACACAACUAGUUUAAGUGCCACAACCAACGCCAUCACAACCGCCACCACACCGACCAACAAUAACGGCUGCGUGUUGAUACCAACCAGCGAUGCCAGCGCCGAGACGGAACCGAAAGCUCAAAAGCGUCGCUCAUUGCUCAACUUCAAAUCGUUCGAUUUUCACAUCAAAUCUCUAUAUUCGGGCUUGCGUAACGGCAACAAACAUUCGCACUCCCAAUCGUCUUCGCUGGGCGGUUGCGGUGGUGGCAGCAAAAGCGGCGGCGGCGGCGGCGGUAGCGCUGGCGAGGGAGAUGGUAGAACCGAUAAUGCGAAUGGUAGCGGUUUACUGGACGCCGCCACGCCGUUGGGGAGCCGUGGCGGCACAGCCAUCAACAAUCGUAUGCCGCCCUAUCUGAAGAUCGAAUCGGUCGAUGCUGAGGAAGCGGAGAAUCUACUGCUCGAUUAUCCGCAAUCACCGUACUCGUCGCGUCGCAAUAGCUCACACGAAGACGACAAUCAUUCCAGUUCGCAGCUGUUGCACAUCAAUCGUUACGACAUGUGUUCGCGUUCGCAGGCCAGUUCGCCCUCGCCGUACUACCUGUCGCCGUAUGCCAUCGAUUCGGGCAAUAUACGACGCUCCUCUACGUCGGACAUUAUGUCGUGCAAGCGCAGCGGUACAUCCAGCGCGAGUGAUAGCCGUCGGCCGAGCACGAGCGAUCUGUUGCGGAAGGCGCGUGAACGGCGCGGUAGCGAGGCGCGAAUGGGCCGCAGCGUUUCGCAUAGUGGACUGCCGCGUGGUGGAUCCCGUAUGGGUGCGGGUGGCGGCGGCGGCGGCGGCGGUGGACGGCGUACGAGUAUGGCAUUUUAAAUAAUAUUAUGCAACAAUAAAGUGUGUUAAAAUAAAAGGUAAAAGGUAGUCGAGUAUUUCUAUGCGUUCGCAAGCGCAGUGGACUUUGUCGAGUCAUGUGUAUUCUUGAUGCUCUUGUACAUCGUUAUGCAAUUAAGUGCUUAUGAAUUUUUAAAAUUUAAUUAGAAAAAAUUUAAAAUUAUCGUAACAUAUAACUAGUCAAGUAUUUAUAAUUAUAAAAUAGCUUAACCAUUUAUUAAAUAAUAAUUAAAGCUUAAAUUAUAACAAUAAAUUAUUCAGAAAUAAACAUUAAUGCGAAAAUUUAAUACAAUAAAAAUAACUAAAAUUUAAUAAUAAUAUCAAUACAUAAACACACACAUUUCAAACACACUCGCUGACAAAUAAAUUUACAUAACAACACUUUUUCUCACCAAAAAAAAUUUUCACAAUGGUAAAGUAGCCAAAUCUCUACAAUAAAAAGCACCGUCACUUAUUAAUUUACCUAUUAUCGGAGACACAUUACCUACUGCAAUCUUUUAACCGAUUUUAUGUAUAAGUUAUCCUAAAAUAGUCAACUUAUCAAUAGUUAUUUUGCUUUUCAGAAAAGUGGAAAAUAUGGUUCCAAAGGUUUGCUUCGUACCUAGAAACUCUUCUCAGUGAGAAACAUGUGAGCUCAGUAAAUACAUCAUGUUACUUUUUUCUCUAUAUUUUCCGGUGAUCAGUGAUCAAUUUGACCCUAAAUUCCUUACGUUUAUAUGGAAGUUGUCUUAGUCAAUAACUUUAUGUUUCAUAACCUCUGAUCUAUAUAGCCUGCGGCGUUACAGGAUAGCACAGGUUUACUGAUUUCAAGCACAAUCGGUACCAUGAUAAAAACUUGAUAGUUACAUUUUCAAUGCUACCUGUACAUUUCAAGAUAUGCCAAGGGUCAUCAAAGUACCAACUUUUAGACCCCUACUACGGAUUUCAAGCCGACUGCAUUCAGCUCGAUCAAUCAAAUGUCGGUUGAAGUGCUGUCAAACCUCAACUUUUUUUUGGUAUACGGUUUACAAAUCUGUAACAAAAACAUUAAUUAAUAUUUUUUUACAAGAAUAUACAAUUUUUGCAGCCUUUUGCUUCUCUUCAGUUACCAAUCAUCAAAUUUAAAAGCUUUUUGCUGUUUAAUUAUCGCUCAAGUCUUAAUUUUUCACGUUGGCAACAUCAAUCAAACUUGGACCGAAAACAGUUGGAAAUCGUAGUACCAACAAAUAGUUGGACUGAUAUGUACUGGAAUUGCCUCAACUUCAAUUCAAUCGAGUGAAGUGGAAAACCGUAAUAGUAAUAUCUCUAUCCCUUUCAUUACCUUACUUUUGAAACUUUCUUGAAAGAGGCAUAAACUAUGGACCAGUUUUACCUAAUGCCUUUACAUUUUUGUUACGCAAGUCCCAAUUUGAUGUGCAACCAAAGACGAGUUUAUUGGUAAUAAUAUGCUUUCAAAAUAUGUGACCUGGUCUCCGAAAAGGGGGCUUAGGUGUCAAAAAAAAGGAGAACAAUUAAUGAGAUAACGAGAAACUGACGAUUAUUUUUAACAGCUUUUCCCAGAAAACUAGUUUUCGCACGUUAGCCCCCUUUUCGUAGACCAGGUCACAUAUGAUGUUUUUUUACAAUGGGCACUCUGUCUUGAUGCCCAGACUAUUGGGUUUGCUCAGCUGUCUCAUAAAUAGAUAAAGCAUGGCUAUUGUGUUUACCUACGUAGUAGGCCAAUUUUAAAUGUUCAUUACCUAUAUAUAUGUAGUAAAACACAUUUUAAACUUUGCAAAAAAACUGUCUAUAAAUAUAUUCAUGACGUCGCAUUACCUCUUGGAAACUAAUUAACCAAAUCAUGGGCAUCGGGCAACCAGACAAUUUGUAUACCAUAAGGAGGGUUAAGGUUGCCACGAAGCUUGUAAUACGAACGAAAUGUCAGGGAGCCUAUAAAAUAAAUGCAUAAAUGAUCAGCAAGGCGAGUUCAGUCGAUCUUUCUCUCUUCUAUAGUAUACAGCUGCAUUACGAACUGAACGAUCUGAAUAAAGGGCUUGUAUGGGAAGCUUUGGAUUUGAAGAGAAAUCUUAAAGAAAUUCGGUAUGGGCUAUUACCCAAAGCAAUAGCUGUUGUACAAACUGAACUAUCGAAAUCAAGUGGUUGUAUGGAAAAAUUAUCCAUUAUCUUCUUGUAAGCUAAAAUAAGUCUCUGUGAGGGGUUUUAUGGCUUCGGUGCAAUCGAAGUUAACGUUUUUUAUUGUUUUGUUUGUAGAUCUGUGUACUUGUUUUGGUUUGAGUUCGCUUUUAACUUUUCUUUCGAAAUAUGAACAUUUAUAGUCAAUCCAUCUUAAGAGAUUAUAAACAGUUAGAAAGCCAAAAAAAAGCAAGUUUUCGAGAACUUGUUCUGAGAAAACUUUUAAACUUAUGGAUCCAAAUUUUUUUAUUUUUUAUCCUCUAAGACUUAGUAUUAGUAUUAGCUGAUCUCCGGGAGCUACUCUUAAAAAGACGUUUUGGGGUGACCACUAUAACUCUGAACUUAAUCCUCUGAAAUAAAGAAACCAAUGAUAUUAAGGAUGGAAUUAAAGAAAAUAAAAUCUUUUUUCCUACGUGACGAGAAAAUAGUGGCAGAAACUGAGCAAAACAUUACACAAAGGAAGCAAAUAUACAUAGUGUGUCUGUGAUUAUUCUGUGGUUAGGUAGUGACAAUAUUGAGAACUUUUUGAUGAAUAUAAUUAUAUGUAUAUAAAUUGUUUGAAUAAACAAAUGGCAGUUUGUAAAAAAAAUUGAGUUUUGACCAACAUUUCAGGCUUAAAUUGUUAAAAAAAAUACUUAACGCUGAGAAAUAAUCUCCAAUUAAUUACUAAAAAAAUAUAUCUGAAAGCCCGUGUUAAAAUAUGAGACUAAUCGGUUUAGCCGUUUUCGAAUAAUGUUGGUCACCGACUUUUGAAACUUCAAAAAUAUUCCCCGGGACGAUAUGAAAUUUUCUGUGUGUAUUCUGAAAUAUAUGCACAUUAUGAAAAUAAAACUCCUCAACCCUUUCUUUCGAAAUAAGCACAUUUAUAUGCCAUAUUGCUUCAAAAACUCCUUGAAUAUAAUUAAAGUGUUAAGAUUUUGUUCAAUAAAGUAUACAAUUACCGGAAUAAGCUUUAUUUCUCAAGAACCUAUAGACGCUAAAGGUAAGAGCUGAGUGAGUUUGUCAUCAGAUUACUUGAUGUUUUUAUGUUUUUAACUUUAAAUCACCGACUUUUAAGUUCACGCAACAAAAGACGAUUUUUUUCCUAUUCCUAUAAACAUACAUUUACAACUGCUUCGAAGACAAUAUAAUAACAAAUACCGGUAAAUAGCAGCUGCAACCGUUUGGUAAAUAUUGCGCAUGAAAUGGAACUAAAACAUGAAUACUUACAGUUAUAUAUUUAUUAAAACAUAUUGAACAAACACUAAAAUUAAAUUUCGCCAUAAAAUACAACAACUGAAAACACUCGCAAACGAAAUCAAGCCAAAUAUUUAAUGCUAACUAUUAAUAAAAAAAUUAAUUAAAACAUAACGUAAAACCUACAAACUAAAUGCGGUUAGACGCCAAACCCAACACAUUUCGCUGUUUCUUUGAACAUUCAGACAUUUUUGUUAACCUUCAAACAGAGUAUGUAAAGGAACAAUUCCAAUAUUUUUGUUUCUAACCUCACCUUAAGAAUCUCUGCUUUCGAACCCGUUUCCAACUAUUAAAAAAUAAAAUUAAAAAAUAAAUCACAAUUUCAAAAUUUUAUAAGGGAAAAUUCUUUGUUCUAAGAACAGUCUAAAUAGAGAUAUAAAUAAAUAGAAAAUAAAAAAAACUGUAAAUUAAAAAAUAAAAAUUUUAAAACGUUGUGACGACAUUAUAAGCAAGCAAAUUCUCGAAGUACACAAAAUUCUACAUAAAAAAAAUUAAAUUACGAAUAAAUGCCUAAUUUACGAAACACAUAGCAUUUCAAUAGCAUGAAAACAUACACACAACGUAACGGCAUAAAAAUUAAGAGCAAAUUAAUUUUUUCAUUUAAAUUGUUAACACUAAAAAUAUAGCAAAACCAACAAGGAUAUUAAACAAUUAAAUGCUUAAAAAAAAUUAAAAAAAAAUAUAGAUAAGGAUUUAAUUAAAGCUAUGCAUAAACAUUUACACGUUCUUUCUCACAUACGGACUGUGAUUUCAAGUAAAAUAAUAACAGUUGAUUAUUAGCGCCUACACUAACCAAAACAAAUACGAAAACCGAUUAAUAAAUAAAAAAUAAUAACAAAUUAUAAUUAAUAAAAAAAUUAUAAUUAUAAUUAUAAAUAAUAAAAAAAAUAAAAAUUAUAAUUAUAAUUAAUAAAAAAAAUAGCAAAUUAUAAUUAUAAUUAAAAAACAAAAAUUAUAUACGAAUAAUAUUUGAAAAAAAAUAAGGAACAGAAAAAUUUGUUUUAAAAAAAAAAAAAUAAUUUCAUUAAGCUACGUAAGCACAGUGUGUAAGAAAAGUGAAAUAUUGACACACAAUAUUUUUGGCUAAUAAAACGGAGCGCCUAACUCAUUUGCUCUAGCGUUAAAAUUGUUAUUAACAAAAAAACUUUAACAUUAGUUUUAGUAAAAAAAAUUGUCGUCAAGUAAGCGCAUGAUAUCAGCUAACGUUAAAGCAGUCAAGAAAGUUGUUCAAUUAACGAAAUUCAUGAAAACAUAUUAUUAAUAUUAAUAAACAAAUAUUUUAGUUGCGUUUGCCUUAUACUUAACAAAUGUAGUGAUUAUUAAAAAUAUGAAAAAUUCAAAAUAAAAGCAAAUAAAUUAAAAAAUAUAAGCGAAAUCAAAAUCUCUCAUGAAUCAUACAAAAAAUAUAGAAAAAACUUCACUUUCUUGUGAAGUGUUGAUUUGUUAUUGGGAAAACUCCGUCCUGAGGCGUCAAGCGUAUGAAACUUAUAAAUACGAACGUUUGCUUAAUGAUUUUUAGUAAUUAAUUACAAUUGGGUUUGAUUCGUUUUACAUUUAAUAAUUCAGUUUUCGUUGUUGUUGUGACAUAAAAUAUUGCUUAAAUAGUUUUGGGAAAUGUUGCUGAGAGUUUGGUGGAGAUGACUCUACCAUUGAACUUUUUGCUACAAAUGUGUUAGUAUUUAACUUAUAACUGCAGUACGAGGGUGGCAACUCUUCGCAAAAAAAUUUCUACUAAAAAUUUUCCCAAACUUCUUUAGUUCGAGAGCUACAUAUAUUGUAAGGAAUUGUAUGGUAUAUAAUAUUCGUUUACUAAUUUUUUAAACAGGUGAAACUCUGAACACGGUAUAUUUCUCAACAAGUCACGGCUACUGAAACACUGAAAUAUUGGAAGAAUUUAUCAUAAGGUCUUUAUGUAAGAAAGGAAUGAACCAUCACACGUACACAAGACUUUCGGUUAGAGUCACCAAUUUGGUGUCAAGAAACUCAUAGAAAGUUUAACAGCAAUGUUGUUGUAGCGACAGAAUUAUGCCGAGUUAAUAGUCCUUGACGGGAUAAAAAAUCCGGGUCCGUUCCGGUUACGUAGACCCAACUGUCGUGGGAACGGCUUUAAUAAAAUCCAUACUUUAACACCAAUCUCAGGUAGCACAUUUGGUUAAUUAACCGGUGAUUUCAUAGAAACUUUAACCGAAAUCUCAGGUAGCGAUAUUGGGUAACUAAACGGUAACUUAACCGAUAUGUCGCUUGCUUGGGAUUCAACUAAAAUUCUUUGUGAUCUCUUUAGUUCGAUAACAAUAUUUACGUGAUUAAGCAUUCAAUAACUUUAUUCCUACUUUAAUUUUUUUACAUUAUACUGAAUUAAUUUGAAACCUCAUUUGGAACCAGCUAGCCUUCUAAUCCGAUUGAAUCUUGGGGAAUAUGGUUAAGUGACUUUGACGAUCUAGUCUACCUUCCACUUACGGAUAAUCGUUAACACCUAUUUUCCUAUAGUUCAGAAUGUUUCUACUUAAAAUAUUCCAUAACUUUAUCUGUUAAGUUCCUACCGUGUUCGAGUGGCGAGAAAAUAGUAAAAGCAACUGAGUCAAACAUUGAGCAAAGAAAGCAAAUACAUAUGUCUGUGAUUCAUCUGUGGUUAGGUAGCGACAAUUGUGAGAACUUGAAUCAAAUUAUAUGUAUGUAAAGUGUUUGAAUAAACAUUUUUCGUUUCAAAUUAUAUUUUUGGUGUAUUGGUUCAAUAAUACAGGCAUAUUUAUAGGUUCAUUAUUCCCCCCCAAGUUAAUUAUUUUUUUGUAAAACGAUCCCUGAAGUUUCACUUUUUGUCAUAAAAAAUGGUUUCAACGUAGACAAAUAGUUUAUUCUCAAUUUAGGCCGUGUCGAAAUAAUUUUAACUUUCCCAUAAAUUUUAUAUGGGACUUUUGAAAAUAUGCAAUAACGUUUUUUUUUUUUUUCAAAAGCAAAUUUAUCUACAAAUUUAAGACAUUUUAGUACACAAUUUUUCGCUCUACAAAAAAGUACAAAUGGUAUGAUGAUGAAGUUAUACGCAGUUAAAUUUAUGAAUUGAAUGUACUGUAUUCGUAUGGUACACCAUGUCGUAUGAGCAACACUUAGCAAUGUACAAAUCACUUGUAUGACUGCUCAGUUCAUUUGACCUAAAACUUUAAUUUUCAUAUUUUUUAUUUUAAAAGGAAAUUAUUUGAUUAGAAAUAAUCCUUUUUGUGGAGCGAGAAAUCUUAUACUAGAACUACAAUUUUCACAAAGUUUCAGAUUUACUUGUUUAAUGCAAAUUAUCAAAAAAUCGCAUAUUAUAAAUUUCAUGCCAGUUGUUGUUGUGUUUAUAGCAGAAAAAAUUCGUAUAGUAAUUUCGAGGAAUAAUGCCGAAAUGACAGUCAUUGGCCCGAUAAAAAUCCGUAUCGAUUCCGGUUAAUUGGACCCGAUUGUCGUGAGAACGACGUGCUAGUAUUUAGGUACGGUGUUUUGAGGGCACAAUAGACCUUAAGUCGCGGUGCAAACCUCAUUUACUUCUUUAAUCUAAUGCAGGUACGGUUUUAUUUGAAAACAAAGCGUUUGUUUACGUUAAAUUCUUUUAUUUUUGGGAUAAAAAUUGAGACUUCAGGAAGCGUUUGCAAAAACACAAUCAACUUUGGAAAUGAGCACUCAUAUAUGUAUAUCUGCUUAUUACACGCUAGUUGCUUACCUUCUUAUGUAUGUGACUGCAUAUUUUUAGUUUAUUGAUUUAUGCACCAUUGCCAACAUUGAAUUUUAUUUAUUAUUCUUUAUUUCACUUCACAUCACCAAUUUUUGUGCAAAUUUUUAUUUUUGUUUAUUCGUUAAUUACUUUUUAAUAAUUUUGAAGUAUGCGUGUAUAUAAAAUAUUUAAAUAUUUUACUAGAUUUUCGUAUUGUACAAUACACUUCGACAUCUAUAAAGAUAAAAUAAUAAAAAAUAUAAUUAAAGAAAUUAAGUACUAUAACUUAUGUACAAACCUUUACAGAAGUUUUGUUUUGCUUAUUUUAUCAAGAAUAUGGGAAAAAGAUGGUACUCAAAGUUUCUAGACCUGCAAUUAUAAAAACAAAAAUAUUAAAUCAAUUAAAAACAAAAAAAUAAAUAUAAAAACAUUUAAAUUAUUAUUACUAUUAAAAUUAUUACCAUAAAUUAUUAUUAUUGUUACAAUUAUUACCGAAUAACGUAUAAAAUGAAAUUAAAUGAGAAUAAUAUAAAAAUUUCGAAUUAUAUUUUAUAUUAUACUGCCUUAUGCAAGUUAUUUAUAUAGAAAAAAUUAAACUUUUUUUUUAUAAUUUGCCUCAAGGUCUUCAUAGAAAAAUAUCGAACUAAUUAUAUUAUAUAGCAACAUUAUAACAAUAGAAAAGAAAAUGUAGUUGACUAAAUUAAGAAAUUUAAUUAUUAAAAUGAAAAAUUAUAAAUUUAAUUAUUUUAUAAUAAAAUUAAAAAAAAAUAGAAAUUUUGAUUAUUGAAAUUACUAUUAUUAAAAUUAUUACAAUUAAAAUUAUAAAUUUAAUUAUUUUAUAAAAAAAAAUAAAAAUUUCCGAAAAUGUAAAUUGCUUUUGCUCUAUAAUUUAACGCAGAUAAUACGAGAGUGCUGCUUAACCCACGCAUAAACGCUUUUUUCUUUACUAACGCUUAAGUUUUGGAAAAACAUUGUAACAUUGACAAAAUACGCGUAUACAUAUGUACAUAAACAUAAAGUUACAACACGAAAAAAAUUGUCAAACCGAGAAACGGCGAAGAAAUGUAAAUAACACAGACAUCUAACAACAAUUGAGGCAAUAUUGAACAAUAAAUAACACAUUUUCGAAUCCAUUUUGCAUUCUAACGCAUACAUACAUAUAUAGAUAUAUUCACAUUUCUAGUUUCGCCAAGACGAAGCCGUAAAGCCAUAUUUAAGAAAGCGCUAAAGCAAAAACGUAGCAAAACGAAAAAAAAACUAAAAAAUUAUCAAAUUAAAAGCAAUUUUUCAACUUACACUUCACUAAUACAUAUAAACUUGCAAUUUAAAUAAUAAAUAUGCAAUUAAACUACAUAAAAUUGAGAACUAGAAAACCGAAUGCAAAGCAUUACAUUUUACUUUAUAAUCUAAGUGCAAUAAGAAGCUUAAGUCUUUGAAUUAAUAGUAAAAAGUAGUGUAUUUAAAAUUUAAUUAAGUGCAACACUUAAAUAAUAAGCUGGUUAAGCGAUGAAAUUUGAAAUUAUGCAAGUGCCACAUGUUACAUGAGCGAAAACAUAAUAGAAAACAAAAACUAAAUAAAUAAAAAUCUAAAGCAAAAUGCUUGCGUCAUUAAAUAUUUGCUUAUUCGACAAAAACAAAAAACACAAAACUGAACUGUUAAAUUUGAGCGGAGUGCGUUAUCGCAGAUAAUAACAGUAGGAAUAUAUGCCAGUUUUAAAAUUAUUCAUAAAAUUGUUUAGCCGCGUAUAAGAUUAAUAUAAUUAAUAAUAAAAUAAAAUCACAAAACAACAACAACAACAAAAUAA